GAAAGCCAUUUGAUGUCCAAAGAGUUAUAACUGCUGCUGUUUCCAACAUCAUAGUUUCUAUUCUACUUGGGAAGCGCUAUGACUAUGAAGAUCCCACAUUUCUACGACUUCUGGAAAUAAUCACUGAAAAUAUACAUCUUUCAGGGACCCCAAAUAUAUUGCUAUAUAACAUAUUUCCUAUGUUGGGCUUCCUUUUGGGUGCACGUAAAAAAGUAACAAAUAACAGAAAGGAGUUCCAUGAUUUCUUACAGACUACCUUCAUAGAAUAUGUCAAAAAUCUUGAUGAAAAUGACCCAAGGAAUUUUAUUGAUUCAUUUCUUAUUCAGCAAAGAGAGGAGAAUAAGAAGAUGGCUAAUGGAUAUUUCCAUAAUGAAAAUCUUAAAGCUGUUUCGAGUAACUUAUUUGCUGCUGGUACAGAAACAACUGGAAGCACUCUGCGCUGGGCCAUACUCCUGAUGAUGAAAUACCCAGAAAUCCAGA
Notechis scutatus (mainland tiger snake) is the source of this 480-nucleotide messenger RNA. The record is from RefSeq and is a predicted model, not a curated record. Lineage: Eukaryota; Metazoa; Chordata; Lepidosauria; Squamata; Elapidae.